AUGCUUGGAUUCGAGAAAGCUGUGGGCAGAGCAGUGCUGGCCGCCCCGCCUGCUGGCUUUGGUCCUCAGGCAGGCUCUCCGCCCCCUCGAGUGGGCGUCCUCCUGUACAAGGAGCGGUGUUGGUCUCGGGGACAGAAGACCCAGUCAGUGCCUUGGAACUCGGUGGAGGGUGCUUCUCUAAAACUUGUGUGGCUUUCACCAUUACCUUUAGAACCUGUCAUAUCCACGGGCCAGAAGUACAGCUUGCCAGCAGAUGAGGAUUCUGCAUUACCGAAGUUAGUGGAAAAGAAACCACCUGGUGGCCAGCCGUGGGAGCUGUCUUCUGAGACUGCAGGAGUAGCUAAGCCGGAAGAUUGGCGGCCGGCUGUGGGCGUGGCCGGAAGUGACGUCACCGCCCCGCCCAGCAAGGAGCUCCCGCCGAGCCCCGGGAAGAAGGCGAGGCCAGCUCCCACCACCUCUGGUGGACCGAAUAAAAAACCCAUGACCCUUGCCUCAGGCUCAGUGCCGGCUGUCCCACCCAAACGCCCCACGGCCACCACCGCCAGGCCCUCCACUUUACCUUCGAGAGACCUGAAGCCCAAGCCUACUGCGGAGGCAAAGGUCCCUGAGAAGCGGGCCUCGCCCCCCAAGCUGGCCUCUGCCCCAGCCUCCAGGCCCAGCUCCAGGAGUGCCCAGGUGGCUCCCAGAGGCGCAGCGGCCGUCACCCAGGGAGCUGGCGGCAGGAGCCCCCCAGCAGCCCUGCCCAGGAGGCCCCCAGCUGUCAGGACUGAGGGGAGGCCUGCAGAUGUGAAGAAGGUGGCACCAGCUGACUCCAGUCGCUCCAAGAGCACCACCACCAGUUCCCCGAAGAGGACUGUCCCUGCGCCUGGGGCAGCGCUCCCUGCUGGGGGUGCUCCAGGUCGCGUCAAGCCUGCAUCCACGCCUGUCCGGCCCUCUGGGACGCCGCCAGUGGACAAGAAGCCCAUGUCAGCCAAGCCCAGCUCUUCUGCCCCCAGGGUGGGCCUCCUGGCUGCCCGGACCUCUGCCUCCGAUCUGAAGAGUGUCCGCUGCUUGGAGAACAACAAGCACCAGCCAGGAGGAGGCCGGGCCAAAGUGGAGAAGAAAACAGAGGGGGCUGCUCCCACUCGAAAGCCCGAACCCAGCACAGCUGCCAAGACCUCGGGCCCAGCUGUGAGUGUGCAGAGACUGCCUGCUGGGAAAGUCCAGAUAGUCUCCAAAAAAGUGAACUACAGCCAUAUCCAGUCCAAGUGUGGCUCCAAGGACAAUAUUAAGCACGUGCCUGGAGGCGGCAGUGUUCAGAUCCAGAACAAGAAGGUGGAUGUCUCCAGGGUCUCCUCCAAGUGCGGCUCCAAGGCCAACAUCAGGCACAAGCCAGGUGGAGGAGAUGUCAAGAUCGAAAGUCAGAAGCUGAACUUCAAGGAGAAGGCCCAGGCGAAGGUGGGGUCUCUGGACGUGGGCCGCCUGUCUGCAGGGGGCGCUGCCAAGACAGAGGGCAGUGGCAGCGAGGCCCCUGCAUGUUCCGGCCCCCCAGCUGGGGUGGAGCCAGCCACCACCGAGGCAGCACCCGAAGCCAGCUUCCCCUCCUCAGCCAGUGGCCUCAGUGGCCACGCCACCCUGGCCAGCGGGGAUGACCAAAGGGAGGGCCAGGCCUUGGACAGCCAGAUCCAGGAGACAAGCAUCUAAUGAUGACAUUCUGGUCUCGUCUUCCAUCCCCCGUGUCCCCGUCUGUGUCCCUUGUUACCCUCUCCCUUCCCUCCUCCCGUGUCCCUGCAGAUUGAGACCCACAGGCUGAUGUUCCAGGCAUCGACCACGGGCCGACACUGUCCUCUGUUCCCCUGCCCUGGGGGCCCCGGCUCAGGCCUCCCCACCACCCGCCCACCACUUUCUCCCUUGCUUGCCCAGGGCAGUAGACGCUUCCCCUCGCAUUGUUCCUGCCCCCGCCCGAGCUCUAUGGGGGCUGGGCAGGGGAGCUGGGAACCCAGGUCCGAUCUCCUUUUGCUUGUUUGGGUUUUUUUGGACCAAACCCAAGAGAAACUGACACGCUUCCCUCCUCACGGGGUCCCCAGGGCGGAGGGUGGAGGCAGCGUCCGCGUGAUGGCGAGGGCGCUGCCUGCACCUUGGAGCCCCUCCCUGUGACCCUGCAGUGGUGCCCACUUGUGCCCCUUGCGACGUUAGGGUCAGGGCGGCCCUGCUGCCUCCCACGCCUGCCCGGCUGCUGUCAUGCUUUUUUUUCUUGUUUUGACCUAAGGACGGUGGCGUUGUGCAGGUUGGAGCCAGGUCUAAGCGAAAGUCCUCAGUAGGUGUUAAGGGGAUGGGGGAGGUCCUCAGGCCCUGGCCAGUAGUCAGGCUGGGGCGUUCUGCCCGAUGCGGAGGUGGUGAGGGACUGCGGCUGGUGAGCAUGUAGGGCUGGUCAGUGUGGGCUUUGGUUCUGGCACUUCGUGCGUGUGCUGCUUCUCUUCUCUAACCAAGAGGCUGGCUUGGCAUCUGUGUCUCAUUCCCUGGAUCUGGUGGGAGAUACACGGUCAGGGCUGGAGAACGGACAGGCCAGGUCGAUGCCCAGGCCGCAGGCCUGCUUGGCACUUGUGCCCAGGAGCCCAAGGUGUCCAGACUGGUGUGGACAAUGGGGAAUCAGAUCUGGAAAUUUAAGUGCAAAGGCAUGAGAUGAGCCAUCCACCUCAAUGGAACCUGGCUGGAGGCGUCCCAGCCCUGUGGUCCAGGGAUUGCUGCGAUGACGGGGUCCAGGAAAUUGCAUUGACACACAGAUUCUUACUGCACUUGUACUUUUUGUAUUAAAGUUUGCAUGGUUUCUAAUAAAGGAGUAAAGCCUAA
Messenger RNA from Manis javanica (Malayan pangolin), 2829 nucleotides. The record is from RefSeq and is a predicted model, not a curated record. Lineage: Eukaryota; Metazoa; Chordata; Mammalia; Pholidota; Manidae.